AUGGCUUUGGGGAGCAAUGAGAAAAGAAAAUCAAUUUUGAAUGUGAGACUUGGAAUGGAUUCUGAUUCUCUUAGAAGCCCCACUUCACCACUUGAUGUUACUUUGCUUUCAAAUAGAGGUAACCCUUUAAGAACAAUAUCACCUGAACAAGGACAAAAAAGGGGUUGGGACUGUACCAAAGUAGGUUUAAGUAUCAUAGAUUCUUUGGAGGAUUGUUCUAAAUUUUCUAGGAAUGUUCUUCUGUCAUCUGAGUUCAAUAAGGGUGGUAGUCUCAGUCCUAAUCCUAGUCCUCGAAUGAUUACUAAAGUGCCGAAUGUUAAUCACUGUUUGGAUUCUGUUAAGGCUUCUAAGUCGUUGCCGAAAGAUUUUUUUAAGCUGCCUUAUACUCGAAAUAGUUCUGUUUUUCGUAAGGGUGAAUCCAAUGUUGUUUUUGAAAUUGGUGAAACAUUGGCAGAACAUGAAUUACCACCCUUUGGGAAAUCAAUGUCUUGUUUGUUGGACUUUUACGGUCCAAUUAAAGAUUCUAACUUCGAUGAUUUGAAACCAGUGGGUUCUCGUCCUUGUUUUAUUGGAGAAAAUAUGAAUCCAAACAUGUUGCUUCCGAUGUCUCUAUCUGCAAGGGAGAUUGAAAACUCUGAGGACUAUACUUGUGUUAUUUCACACGGUCCUAAUCCGAAGAAGACGCAUAUUUUCUGUGAUUGCAUACUGGAAGUUUGUGCUGGUGAUGGUGUUAGAAAACUUCGAAAUGAGAAUGAAGAGAAGGAGGGUUUGUUUCCUCCGGUGGUUGACCGAUUAGAGACUCCAAAACAAUAUCCCUCUACUGAGUUUUUAGCUUUCUGCAACGGUUGCAACAAGAAGUUUGAAGAGGGUAAAGAUAUUUACAUCUAUAGAGGUGAAAAGGCAUUUUGCAGUUUAACUUGCCGCGCCCUCGAGAUUAUGAUUGACGAGGAGCUAGAGAAAUCCAAUGCACCACCAUCUGAGAACUCUAUAGAGUAUGAAUCUGGUGGAGAAGUUUUUGGAUCUGGCAUCUUCACUGCUGAAUAG
Molecule: messenger RNA, 1044 nt
Organism: Lathyrus sativus (Indian pea)
Lineage: Eukaryota; Viridiplantae; Streptophyta; Magnoliopsida; Fabales; Fabaceae
Source: the annotation of a GenBank genome assembly